Messenger RNA from Rotaria socialis, 1491 nucleotides. NCBI's taxonomy places the organism in Eukaryota, Metazoa, Rotifera, Eurotatoria, Philodinida, Philodinidae. The record is from the annotation of a GenBank genome assembly.
AUGCCUCAUGAUUCUCUCGAAGCUAAACGUGAAAUGUUGAGUGAGUGCCGAGCUUAUUACCGAAAUGAUGCUGUUCAAUUAGAUGAAAUCGAUGAUUUUGCACGUAACUAUCAAUCAAAAGAUGCUAUCCGUUGGUAUACGAAACCUGGAUUUUUAUUUUAUCUAGUUAACAAAGCUUUACGAAUUCAAGAUAUUUGGGCUCUGUAUAAAUUUCGUUAUUUUAUUAUUGAUUUAUGCUAUCGUUUGGAAGAGGCUUCUAAUUCGCAAUCUUUUUCGUCCAUUCAAGUCUAUCGGGGAGCAAAAAUCAAUCAAGACGAACUCGAACAACUCCAAGUUGGUUGUCUUAUAGCAACGAAUGGUUUUUUGUCAUGCUCCUCCGAAUGUAGUGUAGCAGAAAUGUUUAUUGCAACUGAUCAGAAUGUUGAUAGAUCACAUCGAGACAAACAGAAACAGUUCGUUUUAUUGAUCAUUGAUGUUGAUGGCAGAUCAUCUACGAAACCAGUUAUGGCAGAUAUCAGCCGUGAAAGUCAGUUACCCGAUGAAAGUGAAAUAAUAUUUAACUUCGGGUCAACAUUUAUUAUUGAUGAAAUAUAUUUUGAUAAUGAUAGAUGUAUAUGGCUGAUUAAAAUGAGACCGAGUUUGGAUAGUAUUCAAAUCAAUCGUGAAUACGAGAAAUAUAUUCACAUACGUCUCCAAAACAUGAAUUCAACUAUUUUAUUCGGUCUGAUUUUUUCUAAUAUUUGCAGUGAUUGUUGUCAGUCGAUGAGUUACUUUCAUCGUUUACUAAGAAUAUUACCCAUCGAUCAUAUCGAACGACCUAAUAUUUACUAUAAUUUAGGUCGUAUAUACCGACUUAUUGAGAAAUUCGAUAAAUCUCUUAUUUGUUUUCGAUGUGCGUUGUUGCUCAUUCGUCGCCGGAUACCGGAGAGAAUAUUUGAUUAUUGUCGUAUUCUUGGUGAAAUCGGCACUGUUUAUUCAUAUUUAGGAGAUUCUGAACGAGCAGUAAACUUGCUCAAGCAAGCUCUAAUACUUCAAAAGAAAUCAUUUGCCGAUAAUCAUACAGAAAUUCCAUUUCAUUUGAAUCGUCUUGGGUAUGGUUAUUUCCAAGCCAAAAAAUAUGUCGAUGCGCUUUCGAUUCUCCAAAGUGCUGAGAAUUUUUUUCGCACAAAAAUGCCUGUUGAUCAUACAGACUAUGGCCAGACUUUACAUUCAAUGGGUUUAGUAUAUCGCAUGCUCAAUGACGACGACAAAGCCUUACUUUCUUUUCAACGGGCAUUGCUUCAACGAUAUUCAUUACUUGGCAAAGAUCAUCCGUCUCUUGCAUCGACCUAUUAUCAACUAAGUCUCAUAUAUAACGAUCGUGGUAAAUAUGAACUUGCACUAGAUUACAUUCAAAAAUGUUUAAAUAUUCAAUUAAUCAAGUUACAACACAACCAUUCAGAGCUUAAACUGUCGAGAGAACUUCUUCGGCGCAUUCAACAACAUCAUUAA